AUGGAGAGGAAUCUUGGGGCGAAGGAGCACUUCACCCUGCAGGAGGUAAGACUCAUCCUGAUUGGACGAAGAUGGGCUGGUAAAAGCUUAUCUGGAAACACAAUCCUGGGAAGGUACGGCUUUGAGUGUGGACGGACCAGGACGACUCAGUCUGAGGGGAGGCAUGAAGAAGUGGAGGGCAGGCACCUUGUUGUGGUCGACGCUCCUGGAUGGAACAGCUCGCUCUCCCUGAACGAGACCCCACAGGGCGGGAAGCACAGGUUUAAACUUAACGUGUCAAAAUGUCCACCCGGCCCACAUGCCUUCCUGUUGGUGAUUCCUAUAGACACAGCCUUCGAUGCAGAGCAGAAGAGGAUCCUGGAAGAGCACAUGAAGCUUCUGGGAGAGCGGGUGUGGAAGUACACUAUGGUGCUGUUCACCUGUGGGAUCUUCCUCGGGGAGAAGACGAUAGAGCAGCACAUUGAGAGUGAGGGUGACGCUCUCAUGUGGUUAGUUGAGAAAUGCAAGCACAGGUAUCAAGUGUUUGAAAACAAGAAGAGGAGUGACUUCUCUCAGGUGACACAGCUUUUGAAGAAGAUCGAUGAGAUGGUGUGGGACAACAAAGGCGGUUAUUACGUGGUAGACCAGCAAACACUGAACGUCAUUGAAAAGAGGCAACAAGAGGUGGCUGAGAGAGCGAAGCAUAGGCGGAUGAGGGCACAGGAACAAAGGCUGCAAAUGGAAAAACUCAUUACAGUGGAAAUGAAACCCAUCCCAAAGCUCCAGAUGGUUCUCUUGGGAAGCAGGAGCGUUGGAAAAACCUCAGUGGGGAACGCCAUCCUGGGAAUCAAAGUGCAAGAAGACGGAAAGAGAACGGCACGCUCGGUGGCCCGGCGGGGUUUCGUGGGCAAAACUGAAAUAACUCUUGUUGACACGCCAGGUUGGUGGAAAGGCUUCCCUGAGUGUGACACUCCCGCAGUGAUCAGGGAGGAACUGAUGCUCAGCAUGUUUCUGUGUUCCCCUGGGCCUCACGUCUUCCUGCUGAUGAUAGACUCUGAUGCAUCCUUUACCGCGAAACACUCAGUCGCAGUGAAGACACACGUGGAGCUUCUCGGAGAGGGAGUGUGGAGGCACACCAUUGUAGUUUUCACCAGAGGAGACUGGCUGGGAGCACAAGGCAUCGAGGAGUACAUUGAAGGCGAGGGAGAGGCCUUACAGGCUCUGGUUGGACAAUGUGGAAACAGGUAUCAUGUCAUUGACAAUAAGAAUGCAGACGAUGGCGCUCAAGUCACAGAGCUGCUGGAGAAAAUCACUGGGAUGGUGGCUGCAAACAACUGGGGCUGUUUUGUCGCUGAUAAGAAGAUACUCUCAGCCAUCGAAGAGAAGAAACAAAGAGUGGAAGAAGGAGCAAGACGGAGGCAGAGAUUGGUUGAAGCUAAAUCAAAUUACCUGGAAGGUUCAACAAAUAAAUUGCAGGACCUGAGGAUAAUGAUGCUUGGUCAAAAGACUGUUGGAAAGACUGCAACAGGCAACAACCUCCUGCAAAAGGAGGUGUUCCCCACCUGUCAGAAUGAGCAGUGCCAGGUGGAUGAGGCAGAGGUAGCUGAUAGACAGAUCACAGUGAUUGACACCCCGGGCUGGCUGGAGAAACCUUCUAUUGGCACUGAAGAGAUAGACAAAGAAAUAGUCAGAGGUAUGUCGCUGAGUCCUUUAGGGGUUCAUGCGGUUCUGUUGGUUGUCCCCUUGGACUUGUCCUUCAGAGAACCUCAGCGGGAUGCCCUAGAGGAACACAUGAGACUCUUUGAUUCCAGUGUCUGGAAGCAUGCGAUUGUUCUAUUCACAUAUGGUGACAGUCUAGCAGAUAAAUCAGUAGAGGAGCACAUUGAGAGGGAGCACAGUGCUCUGCAGUGGUUGGUAGACAAAUGUGAAAACCGGUUUCAUGUGAUGAACAACACAAAGAAAAAUGAUACCACCCAGGUCACCGUGCUGUUUGAGAAGAUUGAGGAAAUGGUGGCAGGAAAUGGCGUACGGCUGUUCUGUCCUGAUAUGAACGACAUGCAGGUUAGAUUGGUCGAGAAGUUCCGUAAGAGGCAGAUCACACAGAUCCUGAAGCAGCUUUUUGAGGAAGAGUACCAAAGGAAAGAGCGGGAGCGGUUGAUGGGCUUCAAGAAAACACUCCUCAAGCUGCAAUCUGAGGUCAGAGGGAGUGCGUCACACACUGCAUCUAGGUCACCAAUUCUUGACCCGAACAAAAUCAAAAAGAAGGGCAUUGGUCAGAGCAAAAGAGACGAGAAGGAGAAAAACUUGGAAGCCAAAAUCAGCCAAGAAAUCGAAAAUCUAGACAAGGAAAUCAUGAGAUCCACAGAUCUUCUCAGUAGAAGCAUGGACUUCUUGAUCCCAGACUUUAAAGGAGAGAGUCCGGAAUCAACUGUUCCUGGGUUUUUCUCAGACAGACGAUCUUCGAGCAGUGAAAUGGAGAAAGUUAUGGGUUGGCUGUCUCAACUUCAAAUCAGCACAAAUGUUGACAACCAGCUGAGCCUCAACUUUUCUCAGUCGUCUGGAUACAGAUCAGUGCUGCCCAGAGACCCCGUGGACUUUAAUACAGAAGCUGAUAUUACUGAAUGAGUCAUGAUAACCAGUUUCAUGGUCUUUAGAAAGGGUGGAGGGGGAUUCAUCAUUAUGAGAUAUAGUAAAGGGGUUUGUGCCUGAGAGGUUCAGUCAGUAGAAUCUACACUUUGCUAGAGAAGCGUGAAUAAACUCUGCAUCAGCAGGAUACACACAGCUUUGUAGUCCACCAUUGUUGUUAUUCUCCUCUUAUUCGUGCACGGAUAUUUGACUGGGAACAUUAUACGUUUGUACGUAUUGGGCUGUGAUGUCAUUGUUUUCAUGUGAUCCACAUAUUGCCCAUUUUUAUGCGAACAGAAGGGUUUCCCACUAAACAUGUUUCCAUGUUAACAGCCUCAAAGAGUGCUGUGAGAGUCAGAAGACAAAAAAUAACUUUUUAAAUGCUGAUCAUUUACUGUUUCUCUUAUGGUGGGAAUUAAUGUAAGGUUUCUCCUAGGGCAGAACUGACAUUGGGGUAUCUUUUAUUUUGGUGACAUAAGGGACAUUUUUGUGCCAGGUGAACGCUGAUGGUUAAUUCUGUGCAUACAAGAUCUGCACUUUUUUGGUAACGGACAGCUCCUGGCAUGGACGUCAGGAUUGUUGUUGGCAGCUACUCUUGCUCCAUAAAACUCAGGGUCUUUUGUUUGUAUUAUUUUUCUGCAUUAAUUCAUUGUUUUCAAUGUGUUUAUCCUGUUUUCUGUAACUUU
Messenger RNA from Notolabrus celidotus (New Zealand spotty), 3290 nucleotides. RefSeq names its product GTPase IMAP family member 8-like. Gene Ontology annotation, molecular function: GTP binding. NCBI's taxonomy places the organism in Eukaryota, Metazoa, Chordata, Actinopteri, Labriformes, Labridae. The record is from RefSeq and is a predicted model, not a curated record. The transcript is spliced from 6 exons. Bases 1 to 2604 code for a protein of 867 amino acids.